Eptesicus fuscus (big brown bat) is the source of this 564-nucleotide messenger RNA. Its product is annotated as non-histone chromosomal protein HMG-17-like. Bases 1 to 462 code for a protein of 153 amino acids. Gene Ontology annotation, molecular function: nucleosomal DNA binding. The transcript is spliced from 2 exons. Gene Ontology annotation, cellular component: nucleus; chromatin. Gene Ontology annotation, biological process: chromatin organization. Lineage: Eukaryota; Metazoa; Chordata; Mammalia; Chiroptera; Vespertilionidae. The record is from RefSeq and is a predicted model, not a curated record.
AUGGAGCUCUGGCUCUCAAACGCAGUCCCUCUGACCCCCAAGCCCACGGCCCUCUUGGAAAAGAGGAAUCGACGGAAUUGGAUAGAUAUAGAGCAGUGUGAGGAGACGAGAUCGACCCCCGGACCGAGCAAGGCCCGCGCGCUGCUGCAUCCCUGCGUCCCGCUCGGACGUCCCGCCACCAUCGCCAUCAGGCCCAAGAGAAAGGCUGAAGGGGAUGCUAAAGGAGAUAAAGCCAAGGUGAAGGACGAACCACAGAGAAGAUCUGCCAGGUUAUCAGCUAAACCUGCUCCUCCAAAGCCGGAGCCCAAGCCUAAAAAGGCCCCUGCAAAGAAGGGAGAGAAGGUACCGAAAGGGAAAAAGGGGAAAGCUGAUGCUGGCAAAGAUGGGAAUAAUCCGGCAGAAAAUGGAGAUGCCAAAACAGACCAGGCACAGAAAGCUGAAGGUGCUGGAGAUGCCAGGUGAAGUGUGUGCAUUUUUGAUAACUGUGUAUUUCUGGUGACUGUACAGUUUGAAAUACUAUUUUUUAUCAAGUUUUAUAAAAAUGCAGAAUUUUGUUUUACCUUU